UCGUCUUUUGGAAACAUCCCUGUUUUAGUGAUGAAUAAAGCUUUCUCAAUGCUUGUUUCUUAUACAUAGAAAGAAAGGUCUGGGAUUUUGGAAAAGCUAAACCAAAAAAAAAAAAAACAAAAUGAACGAAAAGUCAUAUUUUGCUCCUAUUUCAAAGAGGUUGAAAGGCAAAGUAGCCAUCAUAACUGGUGGAGCAGGCGGCUUCGGAGAGGCGACGGCAAGACUCUUUGUCCAACAUGGUGCCAAAGUCAUAAUCGCUGAUGUGCAAGACGAAAAAGGAGUGGCCUUAUGCAGCGAAAUAUUGGCUUCUAGUAGUACCGCAUCUAAUGGGGAUUAUGAUAGUGAUGGACACGGUCAAAGCACAGAAGAAAUAAUCUCCUACGUCCAUUGCAAUAUCUCCGAUGAAACAGACAUGAAAAACCUCAUUGAUCAAACCAUUUCCAAGUAUGGAAAACUCGACAUAAUGUUCAAUAACGCAGGAAUAUCAGGAGAUAUAAACUCUACUAUAUUAGGCACAACGAGUGAGAAUUUCAACAAGGUGUUCAAUGUUAAUGUGUAUGGAGGUUUCUUAGGGGCUAAGCAUGCAGCUAGGGUAAUGAUUCCAAGAAAAUCAGGUGUCAUUCUAUUCACUGCAAGUUUGGCAUCAGUGAUAGGAGGCCAAUCACCUCAUGCCUACACAAUGUCAAAGCACGCCAUAGUUGGUUUGAUGAAGAACUUGUGCGUAGAGUUGGGUCAACAUGGUAUAAGGGUAAAUGCUAUUUCUCCUGGAGGUGUUGCUACACCAAUAUUAGUGAAUGCAUUAGGUAUGGAUAAAGACACAGUCGAUGAGUUGUUGUGCCAAGCUACGGUUCUCAAAGGCGUGACACCGGAUGUUCAGGAUGUUGCUAAUGCCGCCUUGUAUUUGGCAAGCGAUGAGUCUAAGUUCGUCACUGGUGUUAAUUUCAUGAUUGAUGGCGGUUCUGCCAUCACUAACCCCUCCUUCUCCUUUGUGCUCCAAAAUUUUCUUGCAUCACAAGGUUAUACUUCUUGACGGGACUUACGACUUAAUAAAGUUGUACUUGUGGCCCUCUCAUAAAACAUAUUCAAAACCUCAAAAUUACCACUCAAAGACUUCUUCAUUUUUGUUCAACUAUUUGCCAUCCUACUUGUUGUAAUCAAUAAUAUCUUAUACUUAUUCUAAGCUCUUAAGUUAUCUUCUACAAGUCAGAGACAAAUGUAUUGUAUAUUUGUAUGGUAUCAUGUCUGCAAUGAGAAGACUAAUUAAGGCUCAACUAGUGAGUCUUUAGCCCAGUUGUUAAGGUUGAGGGAAUGUAUAAUAUCUCUAUAUGUCA
This is a messenger RNA of Spinacia oleracea (spinach), 1331 nucleotides long. RefSeq names its product short chain aldehyde dehydrogenase 1. The record is from RefSeq and is a predicted model, not a curated record. NCBI's taxonomy places the organism in Eukaryota, Viridiplantae, Streptophyta, Magnoliopsida, Caryophyllales, Amaranthaceae. Bases 122 to 1030 code for a protein of 302 amino acids. The transcript is spliced from 2 exons.